Messenger RNA from Eriocheir sinensis (Chinese mitten crab), 5197 nucleotides. Its product is annotated as leucine-rich repeat neuronal protein 1-like. The transcript has 10 exons. Bases 747 to 2201 code for a protein of 484 amino acids. Gene Ontology annotation, molecular function: protein binding. Gene Ontology annotation, cellular component: plasma membrane. The record is from RefSeq and is a predicted model, not a curated record. Lineage: Eukaryota; Metazoa; Arthropoda; Malacostraca; Decapoda; Varunidae.
UGGUGGUUCAGGCCGCGGUGUUGGUAGUCGGGCGCGCGGCGGGUCUCAGGGCCACACACACACGCACGCACUCCUCGCCGCUCCUCCUAAAGCCUCCUCCUCCUCCUCCUCCUCCUCCUGCAACACUACUACUGACGCUAACUCCUCCUGCUUCUGCUACUACUACUACUACUCCUUCCACUGCGACUCCUGCUGCGUGGACGUCAGGAGAGAGAGGGACAGGUAAAAGGAGGAAAGAAAAGACAACGUGUUACACUGAGCACACACACACACACACACACACACACACACACACACGUGGUCUCCUCAAGUUAAACUCCCGCCCGUGUAGUGAGUGAACUUUACGCAACAACGAGUGAAAAAAGAAAGAAAAAAACACGACAGAAAGAAGAAAGACUGAGAAAGAGAGAGCGAGCAAGAGAGAGAGAGAGAAAGAGAGAGACAGAAGACAAACUACACCUGGAUUACCUGUGCAGUGAAUUACUUUUAUUUUCAUUUUCUCUCUCGGUGCUGUUAAUUAAUUAGUCUCGUUGUUGUUGUUGUUGUUGGUGUUGUUAUAGUAAUCAAGUGUUCUCACCCUUGUUGCUAUUACUGUUACUCUUGUUGUUGUUGCUGCUGUUGUUGUUGCGCCACGUGACUGAAGCCUUCACUACACGCCUCCUCCUCCUCCUCCUUCUCCUCCUCUUGCUCUUCGUCUUCCCUCCUCCUCCGCGUCGAGUGAAGGAAGGAAGGAAGGAAGGGUCGCCAUGCCUAACAGAAUGAAGAUAUGGGCGGUGGCGGUGGCGGUGAUGGUGGCGGCGCUGGCGGGGGCGGCGGCGGGGCAGCGGCAGGAUAUGAACUCCCCCGUGUGCACCCAGUGUGAGUGCCUCAUGACCAUGCCCCUGGACGUGGACUGUAGCCACACUGCCUUGGAGCAGGUGCCGGAUCUCAGCCAGGACAGUUUCACGAUGCCUGUGCGCCUCGACCUCUCCAACAACAUGAUCCACAGGGUCACCAAGUUCGCCAAUGUGACCCACCUUGUGACCCUCUUGCUGAGACACAACCAGAUAUCGAGCAUCGAGGACGGGGCCUUCCGGGACCUGCCACACCUGCGCAGCCUCUCCCUGCAGGGCAACAACCUGACCAAGGAGUCCCUGACGGAGCGGACAUUUAAAGGCCUAUACAACGACACGCACCCGACGCCCAUCCCGGUGGAGGAGAUGGACCUGAGCUACAACCAACUGCACGACCUCGACAGCCACGCCUUCAAGCACCUGCCGUUCCUGAAGCGGCUGUUCCUCUCCAACAACCCCAUCCUGGACAUCGGCCGCGGUAUGGCCUCCGCGAUCAGCGAGCUCAGCAGCCUCCAGGAGCUCGACCUCUCGCAGACCGGUCUCCAGAGGCUCCCUGACCACUUCCUCUCGGGCUUCAGGUACCUGAGGGUGCUGACGCUGGCCGGGAACAUGUUCACCUCCGUGCCCUCAGAGCUCGGGUUCGCCAGAAACCUCGAAGUACUUAACCUCAAUGCCAACCCUAUCACUAGGAUCAGCGCCGGCGACUUCCCUGAGAACCUGUCGACGCUCCGUAAGCUGGAGUUGAGCGCGAUGCCCAACCUGCGCAGCGUGGGCCAGCAGUCGUUCUCCUACCUGUCGGGCCUCGGCGUGCUGCACCUGUCCGACAACCCGGUCCUCGCCGUCAUCGACAAGGAGGCCUUCAUGAUCCUGUCCGACAAAGACCUGGCGCUGGAGGAGAUCCACCUCCAGGACAACCGCCUCACCACGCUGGAGGAGGGGAUGCUGCCCUGGCUGGACCUGACCCUCGUGGACCUGCAGAACAACCCCUGGAAUUGUGACUGUAACCUCCAGUGGGUGGCCGAGAGGCUCAUCCCCGACCUCCAGCAGAAGAACCCGCAGACCACUCUCUCCCUCAUGUGUGCCGAACCCAUCGCUGACCGCGGCAUGAAGAUCGAGGACCUGCUCGGCCGCGCCCACACCUUCGAGUGCCGCGCGCCCGAUCCCUUCUCGCGCCACGAGGGGCGGUACGGCCCGCUCAUCGUCGGCACCAUCGUCGUGGGCACCAUCCUCCUCAUCACCGGCACCAUCAUCUUCGUCUUCGUCCUCUACAGGCGGAACAGGGAGCACCAGCUGUUCGGCGAGAGGGUCAAGUACAGGCGGGCGCAGGACGAGGAGGAGGACGGCGUCACCCCCACCGUCAGCUCAUAGACCUGCACCACCGCCACACCUGCCUCCACACCUGUUAGUCCAGCACACCUGUCGACCCCCAUACCUGCCUGCUCUACCACACACCUAUACAUAUCUGAUACACUGCCCUCGGUUUUUAGCUUCUCUCUCUCUCUCUCUCUCUCUCUCUCUCUCUCUCUCUCUCUCUCUCUCUCACAUACCUGUCUCUUUACCGCACAUUUGUUACAUACACCUGCCAGCUACACACCUGUCUCACCCACUCCAGUUUCCCCAAUACACGUGUCCUCUCUGCAUACCUGUCGUUUUCACCUCCCUUUGCUUCACACGUUUGCCUCCUCCACUUUAACCGUUCCUCGUCCACCCCUUUCUGUUUCACUCCUGUUUCACCUCCCACACAUGUCAACUCCACACCUCACCCACGUAAAUCUUCCACAUCUCAAAGAACAACAGUAACACCACUCCACCUGCCCCGCUUCACCUGUUCUGUGCUUCGUUGAUUUCUUGGGCCACACCUGUCUGCCCUAGUGAUAGAAGUGUGAGGUCUCGUAUAUAACUGUGUGUCCAUCUGCCCCCCCCUCCCCUCCCCCACACACCCUCCACACAUAUACCCAAGUGCUAUACCUGUGUUGUUCCCCCCUCCACCCCCCAUACAUACAUCUGCUUAUCGACACCUCUGACACACACUAAUGCCUUAUCCUUGCUUCACCCGAUCCAUGCACACACACACACACACACACACACACACACACACACACUAAAGCGACCACGAACUCUAACACUAACACACCUACAGGAUCAUAAACAUAGCAUGUCCCUCGAAGCUCAACCUUAGAACAUGUAAGACAACCAACGCCUCAAAGCACACACACAUAUGCAAUGCGACGUGACACACUAAUCUCUCUCUCUCUCUCUCUCUCUCUCUCUCUCUCUCUCUCUCUCUCUCUCUCUCUCUCUCUCUCUCUCUCUCUCUCUCUCUCUCUCUCUAUCUAUCUAUCUAUCUAUCUAUCUAUCUAUCUAUCUAAGGCCACACACACGUCAAUGUUGAUAUAAUAAGGAGAACGAGACACAAAGGAGAGUGCUCGCGUUAUAAGCUCUAGGAAUCCAUUAUAACGUCUUCCAUUUCGCUUCUGGAAUCGUGUUAUCAGCUCGGUUACCUUCGCGUUGAAUAGGCCUGACGGAGCUGCGGUCUUGGUAUGGUACUCGUAUGCGUUGUGUAAAACCGGGUUAAAAGACACCCCUCCCUCCCUCCUUCCUCUCUCUCCUCUUCCAUACCUCAUGAACCGGCCAGUAGUUCUCCCCCUGUUCUCCCUUUUCCUUUGCCGUUGAUAGGUAAGUAAGGAUAGUUUUCUCUCCUCUCCUUCUCUCCCUCUUCUUUCCUCAUAACCAAGCCAGUAGUAACCUCUAUCUAUUUUCCCUUAUAAGCAGGCCCUUCCUUCCCUCUUCCCCCUUUUCCUUCUCUCUCCCUUCCCUCUUUCUUAUCCCUCACUCCUCCUUCUCUCCACCCCCUCUCUCUUUCCUCUCAAGCAAGCCAGGUUUUCUCCUCUUUCCCUCUAACCCUCUUUCCUUUUACACAAGUUAUUAGAGUUUCCCUCCCUCUAUCUCUUUCCUAACCUUCACUCUCUUCUCGUUGCCUUCUCAUAAGCAAUCCAUUUCCUCCUCUUCCUCUCACACUUCCUCCCCUCUCCUCUCCUCCCCUCCCCUCCCCGCCCCUGCCCCUCGUCACCAAGGUUUGAGAGGGGCGCCGCAGCCUCCUUGAAGAAAAUGCGAUGAGAGAGCUUUGUUUGAGAGGAUGCUCGCUUCUCACACCCGGAAAGGAAACGAAGAAAAUGCAAGAAAAAAAGACGGGUUCUGUUCCAAAGUUAUCAGCUGUGGUGUGAAUUGGAGAGUCUUCAGCAUUCCACAUUCCAAAGUUAUUAUGGCUGUGGAGGAACACAGAAUGAUUCACACACGUCACAUUCCAAAGUUACGACCAGUUGAGUGACUCAGGAACAAUUUCAUACUCCACAUUCUUAAGUUACAAUCGCGUUUGGGUACUACUUAGGUUUCAUGCAGGAAAGGCACCUCAGUUCACCUGAAUAACGAGGCAGAUACAGAAAACAUAAUUCACGUAAGACGACAGGUUAUACCAUAUACCUGUACCGACUCUAUUCAUCUAAACAGCAACACAGGUACAGAAAAGACUUGAUCAUAUUGACACAGCAGAUUAUAACACUAAUAUGUGCCCUUUUCAUCACUCUAAACAGCAUGCCAGGUACAGAAACAUAUACAGACUAAGUAACAGCAGAUUAUGGCAUUUCCUUGUGUUAUCUCAUCCACCUGUGCAACUUCAAUUAGCUCACUUUACCUGCACAAUCCCUUUUCACCUGAGGCUUAAUUGAACCAGCCAAGAACGUGUCUACAGGUGUCUGGCGUUAGGGUGUGUGUGUACAGGUGAGCGAGGUGUGAGAAUUAACGAGCCAGUCCGUAAAUUAACACUCGAUUAUUGCUCAAGGGCGGAUCCACUGCUUGAAUAUGGCGUCAGUGUAUAUAAAUGACACACACACACACACACACACACACACACACACACACAUGGGUCUCGUGUUAUGCAUUAAUUAAUUUCGUGUGUAUAAUAACAAGCUUGUCCGUGUGUAUAUAAUUAUAAAUAAAAGAUAGUACACAUAACCUAUAUAUAUACAUAAGUGUGCAUGUAUGUAAGUAUGUAUGUAUGUAUGUAUGGGUAUGACACGUUUAUGCCCUCACGUGCCAUACAUGAGUGACAUUAGUGGUAAGUUUGUAUCAUACGUGUAUAGGCCAGACAUACAACAGAGUCUUUAAGAGUAUUUUACAUCGAAGGAUAUUUGUAUACUUUCUUGUACCGCCAAAGCAACACGCCGACGAAGAGUGUUCCUUAGUUAAGUUUAGCGUGGGGGGAGAAGCGCUCUGUAAGGGAAACAUGAUGGAGUGGCGCUCUAAAACGGAUACAUGGUGACAGUGAAGGCGUGAUAUGGAGCCUUGCAAUAAAGGAUAGUUAUGAA